AUGUCAGACUCCCUGCUCAACCACUCCUGGCCGUCGUUCUCGAGGCGCUGGAAGAAGAGAUGGUCCUUUAAGCGAGGGUCCGACUGCAAGCCAUGCUUAAGGGAAUUCACUGACCACAGCACCCCUGCUUUGGAGUAUCACAACCCAAAAAGCUUCCUCCCAUCCCUGAUUGCUGAGGAUGACACCUUCUGCACCAGCAUGGCUGAAGAAAAGGAGGACUCAUCUUCCACAGAGCUGGAUGUCCCAGCAGCGGACUUGCACAGCAGCAUGGAGGAUCUCCUCUCAGACUCUGCUCUCCAUGGCACGGAGUAUUACAGAGAUCUGGGACUCCUGAGCCCACCAGUUGCCAAAACAGCGCCAGAGAUGGCAGCACAGCCAGAACAAGCCACCCAGGCUGUGUCUGCCAUUCGCUUUUUGGAAGAGAGACCAGGGGCUCUGAGCAAAAUGUCUGUGGAUGUUGCUUUUUCCAAUCCCGUUUCCUGCUCGGUACGUUACGGCGAGGCCGACUGCCGCUUUCUGAACAAAGGCCGCAUUUGCUCCUGUGCAGCAGUGUCGGAAGAUGGUACCAGCUCUUCUGAGUGUCCUGCAGAGGCAGACAAAGAGCUGGAGCUGCAGGAGGCCACGGAGUCCUUCCCCACACUGGUGAGAUCUAUGUCUACCUCUCGGAGGCACAGCUGGGGGAGCCCUUUAUCACCCGUGGACAGCAAGCGCAGGUUCAGCCUGGACGCCACAGAGGUGGGCAGCGACCCAGAGCAGGAGGAUGAGGAGAAGGGGAGCCAGUCCUGCCCUCAGCCUUGCGUGUCCCUUCAGCUGCCCAAAGGGGAACUGGAAACCUGGAGCAGCGGUGGGGGUGGCAUGGUGAUCAAAGUGGAGACAGAGCCGUUGCACCUGAACCUCACGGUCAGCCCUGGCUUGGAGGAGGAGGAAUGUGGCAGCAAUGGGAAGAGACUGAGGUUGAAGUCUGUCCCAUCAGUCUGCGAGACAGUUGCCUCCCCUCAGACACCUUGCAGUUUUGACCCUUCUCUUCCAGCUGUGGAAGGUGUUGAACCCCCUGCUCUGGAGAUGCUGGAGAAGGACCACGUGUCCCCAGACCACGUGCUAAUUGUCCAGCAGGUACUUCAGGAGCUGAAACAAUAUCAUGGGGCAAAGCAGAGAGCUUGUGUGCAAGAAGGCAGCGAUUCUUCCCAGCAGAACCUCACAUGGUUUGAGUUCCUGUCUAAUGAAAAUGAAGACAGUGAAAAGAGUGAUAAAGCAGAGAAAGGCACGAAGGUGAUGCGACGUUUGAGUUCCCUGCGGAGCCGAGUCACCGGAUCCUGGCAGAAGGAUAAGGGUAAGAACAAAGAGCAGCCAAGAGAGAGAGAAAAGGAGAAAGAGACAAAGGAGCCAAAAGAGAGGUGGAAAGAGAUCAAUAGGCACCAGCUUGUGCCAGGGGUUUUCUCCAGUUGCACCAGCUGCUCACUGUGUGCCAAACCUCUUGUGAAUAAAAGUGGUCUGCAGUGCCUGAAUUGUGCAGUGAAUGUCCAUAAGAACUGCAAGAGUUUACUGGCUGAAUGCAGCAGCAUCAGACCCAAGCAGAAAGAUUUGCAGCACAGACCUUCUGGAUCUCCACAAAGUUCGCCCCAGUGCAUUUCCCCAGCCGCUUCUUUGAAGGAGCAGCCCCGAAGUCUUCUCCUGGGACCGGAUGGCACCCCAGUACUAUCACGGAAUCUCGGUAUGACUAUCGCCCAAAGAGGAAAUUCUCAGUCUUCACUGAAUACUGCUGGAGCUGUUAAUAAAUUUGGGCUAAUUUCAGGAGACAUGGAUGAAGGGGAUUCAGGCUUUAUAAAAUUUAAGCAGACUUCAGAUGAUGUUGUCUCACUUGCACCUUCAACAGCAGACUCCAUUUUUCUGGAAGAUGCAUAUUCUGUAUCCCUCCGAAGUGAAAUAGAAACAGAUGCUCAUGAGUUUGAGGCAGAGUCUUGGAGUGUUGCAGUGGAACAGCCUUAUGCAAAAAGGCAAAAGAAAGACGUUAUAAAAAGGCAAGAUGUCAUUUAUGAACUAAUGCAGACUGAAAUGCACCAUGUUAGGACACUGAAAAUAAUGCUGAAGGUAUACUCCAAAGCCAUGAGAGAGGAACUGCAGUUCCCAAAUGCAGUCAUCAACAAGCUCUUCCCCUGUGUGGAUGAGCUGCUGGAGAUGCAUGGGCAAUUUCUGCUCCAAUUAAAGGAGCGACGAAAGGAAUCCUUGGAAGAAGGCAGUGACCGAAAUUAUACAAUCCAGAACAUUGGAGACCUCUUGGUAAAACAGUUUUCAGGUGAAAAUGGGGAGAGAAUGAAAGAAAAAUACGGUGUGUUCUGUUGUGGACACAAUGAAGCUGUUAGUCACUAUAAAGACCUGUUCCAAAGCAAUAAGAAGUUCCAAAACUUAAUAAAGAAAAUCAGCAACUGUUCCAUUGUGAGGAGACUUGGUGUUCAGGAGUGUAUCCUUCUAGUUACACAGCGCAUCACCAAAUAUCCAGUCUUGGUGGAACGUAUUAUUCAGAAUACAGAAGCUGGAACUAGAGAUUAUGAAGAACUGACCCAGGCCCUUAGUUUAAUUAAGGACACAAUCACUCAUGUAGAUGCCAUGGUAAAUGAGUGCGAGAAGGGGCAGCGCCUUAAAGAGAUUAUGCAUAAAAUGGAGCUAAAAUCCUCUGGGAAAUGCAAGAAUGGGCUUUUCUUCCGGAAGGAUGACAUGGGACAGAGGCGGCUUCUGCUGGAUGGGUUGCUGUAUUGGAAAGCUGCAUCAGGGCGACUCAAAGAUAUUCUGGCAGUCCUGUUAACUGAUGUGCUCUUGCUCUUACAAGAAAAGGACCAAAAAUAUACGUUUGCAUCAGUGGACUCUAAACCACCAGUUAUCUCAUUGCAAAAGUUGAUUGUAAGAGAGGUAGCUAAUGAGGAAAAGGCAAUGUUCUUAAUUAGCGCUUCCUUAAAAGGACCAGAAAUGUAUGAAAUUCACACAAGCUCGAAAGAGGAGAGGAAUUCCUGGAUGGCACACAUCCGCAGAGCUGUGGAAAGCUGUCCUGAUGAAGAAGGAGGAACAUUUAAUGAACCUGAAGCAGAGAGGAGGCUGGCUGAAGCAAGAGCUGCUAAGUUAAAAGAUUUUCAAGAGCGUUUGAACAUGAAAGAUGACCUGAUUAUGCAAAGUCUAACUGAGAAGCAACAGAUUUAUCUAGAAAUGUCUGAAAUGAAUGGGUUUGAAGAUCAUUCCCAAGGAUCCCGAUCUAGGCUACUUCUUCGGGGGGAUAUCUCAGAAAAUCUGCAAGGAGAGGCUAUUUUGAAGUCCGCAGUGACAGAAGCUGAAAAUCUCCAGAACCUUAUCUUCACUCACUUAGGCAAUGGAUCCUGUCAGUUUGAAGAUGGUGCUGGGUCAGGACUCCCCAGGAGAGCAGAGACCUUCGGAGGAUAUGACAGUAGUCCUUCAAUUUCAAAUAAAAGUGGUACUUCUAGGAAGAACAGUGGUGGUGACCAGAGACAGUGGGACUGGAGGGGCCCUGCAGUAAGUUCAGAUGUGCAACUCCAUGACCUCCCUUCUGAUGCAGAAGAAGGAUCUCAAACCAGUGAUGUAACAAGGCUGGAUGACAGCAGUGCUUUUCAGCCCAUCAUAGUCGCUCAGCUUGUCCAAAGGAUACAAACGCUGUUACAGUUGCUCUUCAGUCUUCAGGCAGUGAUAUCUCAGCAGGACAGCUACAUUGAGAUGCAACGAGCCACCAUGGUAGACCGGGAGAAGCAAUACCGGCUGCAGUCUACACGAGGCAAUCUGCUGCUAGAGCAGGAGAAACAGCGGAACUUUGAAAAACAGAGAGAAGAACUGAUGAAUGUACAGAAACUUCAGAGCCAGCUGAAGCUGGAGCAGCAACGCCUGGAACGGGAAAGGAGUCGGCAGCAGAGGGAAUUUGAAAGCACAGAAGCCCGGCUGCAGGAGCGUGAAGAGGAGACUCGGCAGCUGAGAGAGAAGUUGAAUCAGGAGAGGGAAGAACUCGAGAGGCAGCGAGAGGCCUAUCAGCAUGACCUAGAGAGGCUGCGGGAAGCUCAGAGAGCAGUCGAGAAAGAGAAGGAGCGUCUAGAUCAGCUAAGGAAGCUGAAGAAGCAGAACACAGUGUCAGGCACGUUCUCCCCAGAAAUGGGACAGAACCAGAUGCUAAGUCAUUCUGUUAGCUUCAAUGGAGAAGGGGUGGAACCACCUCUAUCCCUCUUGAAAACCUCUGUGAGAGUGAGUGUCUCCGGGAUGGAUUACCUGGAACGGCCAGACUUGGUUCGUAGGGACAGUACCACCCUGGAGAAUCGUCCCGUUCUUGCAUUGAAGAAUGAAGUGCCAAUACAUCUCCUGAGUGCAACGAAUCAGAUACAGAAACCAGCUGCAGUCCAGCAGCAGAUUCCUACUAAGCUGGCCACUUUUACAAAGGGAAGCAAAGAGAAAGGUGGGAAGAACAAAGCGUCUCAUAGGACAGACAGUUCAGCAUCCGUUGAUCAGAAGCAGCUGCUUCCCCCCAGGCUUGUUGGACGAGAGGAGGGUGUCCUGAGAGGCAGACGAUCAGCAAGUCCAGUCCUCCCAAGCAGCCAGACCGCUGCAUUCCAGCCAGAAUUGUAUGGCCCUACAGAUGCUCAGCCGGAAGCACUUUCAUCUGCCUCAGCGAACCUAUUCAAACCCAAUAACGUUCACGUUCAGACCCUGGUGACCUCUCAGCCAAGUCCGUUAAAUGUGCAAGAUGAUACCAGCAAAGAAGAUGUAAUUUUCUUCUAAUUGUUUCCAUUUAAAGAUUAAUCUUCUGACACACUGUUUCAAGAACUCAGGCCCCAGUGUUCAACGUGACAGAGACCUGAUAUGGAUGUCUUUUCAUCCCUGCCCCGUUACUACUAGCAAGGACCAGACCAGGAUUACUGUUCUACUUCGUUGGCUUCUCUGCCAGCAGCUCAGAAUGAGGGCACAGUAGUAACAAUUUGCUUUUAAAUUCUCCAAACAUGGAAAUGUAUUGACACGUGGCAUGGGUAUAUAAAUUCAGAGCGUAUUAAAAUACUGCCAUUUAUUGUAAUUUGCUCUUUUCGGAGAUUGUACACUCUUUGUGGGCACCAUCUUAUAAAUUGUUAUAGUUGAUGUUGAACCACCCGGAUUUUUAUGUAAAAAGUUUUAGUAGUAGGCCCCAAAAUGGCUGCAAAUUUUUAAGUCCAUUUUCACAGGUACAUGGUCGGUAAUGGAUUAUGCUAACAGUGUGUUGAUAACUAGUUGACUAGCAAGCCAGUCUCCUUACAGCCAGGCAUGACAGACACUGUGAUACCCGCUCAGAGGAGCCAGACUAGCGUCUCUGUUUCUUUAGUGAAUUCAGUGGAGCACAUGCUCAGUGGUCAGGUACGGUGGAAGAGAGAAGGUAAGCUUCCUAACAGAGUCUUCAUGGGUCAGGAGCUCCGCCUGCCUGUGGAUGAGAAGGGUUGGACAUGUGAGAAUAUACAACGGUAAUGAAGAGUUGGACUAAAUGCACAUUUCAUUGAUCAUCAGCUUGCACCGGGAUACCUGUCUCCUUGGAGACAUUGGGUAGCUCUGGGUAGCUCUCCGUCUUAGUGAGAGCGGUACAGGUUCCCAAGCAAAACUCAUGAGUUGGUUCAGAAUGAACUUAGAGACUUGGAUUUUGUUCUUUGCUGAAGACAUGUAUAAGAAGCGUUUGAAUGCAGUAAUUUAUUGUCUUGUUUAAUCCUAAGUUUUCUGCAUCUCUUGUUUGUCUGUUAAUUUGUUUGGACUUUACUCCAAGUACCAGAAGAUAUCAAAGCUGCUGUUACUGCAGAGACUUCUCUGCAGCACUGUUUUAGGAAUGAAGGGAAUAAGAACUGUUUGGUUUUAAAAUUAAAAAAAAAAAAAUACUCUUAGCUAAACCUGUGUUGGUUUAGCUGCUUACAGCUAAACCAGCUUUGAUACCUCUUGUUAAAUGGGUCAGUUCUUAAUCAUGGAAUGGUGAUGACAUUUAAGUGUUCUGUUCAAAAGGCAUUAUUUCCCUUUGUAGUAAUUUGCACAGUCAUUUUGUUGUAUUCUAUUACUUCACUCUGUAUCUCAGUUCUUUAUUACACACGUGGCUUAAGGAUGUCUGUUCCAAUAUAUGUUGAAUGUGACCGGUCAGAUAUAUUCUGCACAGGAGAGAUUGUUUAGGGGGUAUUAUUACAGAAUUGAAGAAAUCAGUAUCUCAGAGCUUAAAAACUUGGGUUAAUACCUUUCAGAACAUGAUUGGUAAUAGUUUUUUUUUCAUAUCUUUAACCCUGGUUUAAAGUGAUUUUUAGCACCGAUGGAGGGAGUACGUGGUCAGUUCUCCAUCUGGUCACAUGGCAAUGGCAUUGAAUGGCAAUUUGUCAACCUCAUCAAAUCAUUGAUGCUGUCUCAGUGGUUAGGCCCUAUGUAACGUUAGUAAUGUUCUUUAAGGCCCUCACUUCACUUUGCUUGAAAGUUUUAAAAUUAUUCCAGUAGUUACAGUGCAAGAAACAUUAUAAAUUUUCAGCAGAAAAUACAGAGUUUAUUUUCAAGUGGUGAUAAUUUGGGUUAUUGUCUUCAGACAAGAAAUUGAAAAAUCCAAAUUUACUGGUCAGUGUGAGAGGGGAAAGGUAAGCUACAAAAUGCUGAACUGGUCUUAGGGAGCAAGCGCUCCUUGCUCUAACACUUCUUGGAUUUAAGGAUCUUUUUCUUUGCUAAGUGAUACUGGCAUAAACCUGAAGCAAUGGCACCGAGUUCAGCGAGAGGAAACUCCAAACCAUCUGUCUUGUUGCCAGACUGGUGAUAGUCCCCCACCCCCCAGCAAAUUAUUACUAUGAAAUUGGACACACUUCACUAUAAUACCAAAGGACUGCUUGGUCCUUUGCUACAAAAUUAUUUGUAGAAGGCUGAGGGAAGCAAGUGAAAAGGACAAAUCAUCAGCAUUGCCGAAUUUACACAGAUUAUCAGUGGCUAGAUUUGCAGAAAACACUGUGGGGAACAUAGCGAUUUUUGCGUUGUUGUGAUACGAUGUUGGUAAUGAUUAGAACAUAGUUCUACAUUAUAUUCAUUUUUUGCAUUCCUAAAAGCGAGGUUGGAACGGAGGGGUGUUCUUCUUAAAAUUAACAUAACUUCUGAUCAAGCCAGCAUGUGAGACCCAGCAGCUCUGUAGGACUGAUUUUUUCAGUUGGCUGGUGUGGAGACUCCAGUCAUCUCUGAUACCCGUGUAAUUUCUCCUGUAAACAUACAGUGAAGCAGCAAGAAUCUGCAGUAUGUUCUCUCCUUCGUGCUGUGGUUUGGGCCGUUCCUAGUGAAAACUGUAUGCCCCCAUUGCCUUAAAUUACCAGGUUUUUAGGAGUUUUAGCCUAAAGUGAAGUUGCAUCAGUGGAAUAAACCACCCCAACCAAAGAGGGAUGCCUCUGUUUUGGGUAUUUGAAAACAGUUUUUGGAAACAUUUAUUUGGUUUAAUUUUGUGCCUGUCCUAAAGUAUGGGAGAGAGUGUUCUAUGGACUGAAGGGGUUUAUUUGGCUACUUUCUUCUUCUUCUUCUGUGCAAUGAAUGAACUCAGAUACAGAACAGUGACAUCUGGAAAAUAAAGUCUGCAGUGAGGUCUCAUUUCUUUUAAUGUUUUAAACUUAAACAUAACUGUUUUAAUACUCAUUGUCAGCAGUGCUUCGACUAAGUUCUGGCUGUUAGCAAAUGGACACAGGACAGUUACAGGCUAGGCUGUUGGUUCAACACCCCAAAAGCUCCUUGGAAUAGGGGUCUUCAAUCUGUAACUGAGAAAUCAUCUUAAAAGUCCUCAUCUGUCCUCAAUACACACGUCUAGCUGCAGCUAGCUUUGCGAAAACUGUUUUCACCUUGAAUAGAGACUGCAUCUCUUUUCACUUGGGUCAAAAUCAUUUAAGUGCCACACUAGGUAUUCACGCGGCUUCGUGUUCAGUACCAUAGCCAGCGUGGAGAAGGUUUUAGAAUUAGCAAAUGCUGUGAUAUCUCAUUGCUAGUGCGGAGUUUACCAUACCAGAGUAUGGUAAAAUUAUUUGUAGAAGGCUGAGGGAAGCAAGUGGAAGAUUUUCUUAAAAUGAAUAAUGGGUCAUCUCUUCACUUCUGCAAAACUGAAUCUGUGAAAUUGUUAUCACUCCAGCUGAGUGAACUAGUUUUGAACUCUUUACUCAAAUCUCAUUCCUAGAAAAGUAACUCUUCUAGGCAAAUUAGAUUGCAAAAUACUGCUGUGUCCUGGGCUAAGUAACCUGCUACUGAUUCUGAGUAAUAUCCUUUCCAUUUGACUUUUUGAUUACUUAAAAGUUUCCUUUUAAGUGAUAUCUGAGGAUUAGACAGUUCAGAAUUCUGUGCCUCCCAGGUGCCUUUUGGCUUCUUUCUGAGCUGGGGUGUGGAGGAAAUUACAGCACGAGCUUUGAACUGCCGCCUUCUUUGCUUCGUGUCACAGCCUUAAAAUUAUUGUCAUGUUUGUCCUUUUAAUAUUGUGAUGUUGCAAUGUAGAGGCUGUUUCUAUGGUUCUGAUUUUCAAUUUUAACUCUGGUGUAAAGGAUGCUUCCUCUUUCCCUUCCCAUCCGGAAUAUGGUCAUUUUGUAUUUCAGACUGAGGAUCCCUCCAUGUUCGCUAGUACUGAGCACAUCUGCCCUGUGUGUGUUGUAAAUGCUUUCCUAGUUUUUAACUGUGCUAUUUGUGGAUUGUAGUUGUGGCAUGUCCCACAAAUUGAGAUCGCUAAUCAUUUCCCAACGUGAGGCAGAAAAAUUGGUAUUUCUAGAGAUGCUUGCUCAUCGAGGUAAUAGCAUUCCUGCAGAGGUAGGAGCAAUUCUAAACAAUUUGCGGACGGUUUUGUCUUUCUGAGUAAUAGUCAGAUGAUCCUGCAUACGUGGAACUUGGUGUUUGUCAUUUGCAUUUACAAUGAAAGUUCAAACUUAAACUAGGAAGGGGUUAAAAAUACGUAUUUUGUCUCACUUCUACUUUCAGCUCUGCAGAACAGGAGCUAGGGCUCCCCGGUGCUGCUCAGUGGAGUCCCUGUGUGUUGUGCCCCUGUGCAAGGGAAUUUGGAGCGUUUUGUUGUCUUCCCCAGCAGUUCUCGCAUUUACAAGAAAAAAAAUCUUCUCGAUGCCAGGUUACGCAUGUGCUAUCCUUGCCUGACCUUCUUGCUGAAUAGGUAAAAGAAAAGCCUUUUCCCCUGCUCUCUCGAGGCCAGACCCAACAUCUUUGUAACCACUGGCGGCUCUUUAUCAUUUACCAUCAGCAUGUUAUUCAUCAGAUACAAUUUGUGCGAGCUCUGGUUCAUACCAUUUGUGCCAUGUUUAUAAAUCAGCUUUUUAUAUUUUUUGUACUGAAAGAAAUGGGAGCACUUUAGAAAAGUUUAUUUCAAAUUCCAUUUCUGUUUGUACCUGGAAGGAAACCUCUCAUGAAAGUAGAUCCUGUUGGCAUAACUGCAUGAAUCUCACUCAGAGCUGUGAACUUUCUUCAUGCUCUUUAGUCUUAGGUCUGGUUUCUAGGCCCACCUUGCACUGUAAAGAUUUAAUAAAUAAUCAUGGUCCGUGGUUAAAUUGACCAUUUUGUUGGGGAAGCGUUCAGUUUUGUUUUUUGUUAGGGUGUAAACAUUGUAAAUAAUUACUGUUGAUACUGCAGUAGCAACAUCUUUGUAGUCCUUAUUUUAUUUGUAAAGUUGAUGGUUAAAUGUUAAUAUUCUGUUGAAUUGUGCACUCUUGAUUAAUUGUAAACUUGAUCUUAGCACACCAAAUGAUGAUUUUUACAAUGAUUGCAAUGUUUCUCCACUGAAGGAUUUCAGAGCUGCAAUAGGACUGAAAGCAACUUCUAGCAAUAAAAAAAAAGCAUUUAAAAA
Molecule: messenger RNA, 9814 nt
Organism: Aptenodytes forsteri (emperor penguin)
Lineage: Eukaryota; Metazoa; Chordata; Aves; Sphenisciformes; Spheniscidae
Gene: ARHGEF18
Product: Rho/Rac guanine nucleotide exchange factor 18
Exons: 31
Coding region: 1-4761 (1586 amino acids)
Biological process (GO): small GTPase-mediated signal transduction
Molecular function (GO): guanyl-nucleotide exchange factor activity
Source: RefSeq, a predicted model, not a curated record